GCCAUGCGACGAAUUUGCGAGGCCUUCCAACUGCGACCCGAACUGGAGCGGCAGGUUCUUACUCUGGCCCGGCGCCGCGCGCAGGGCUGGCAGGGGGCAGCCUCGGAAUGCUUUGGAUCCCCGAGCGGCAGCGACGGCGAACAGCCGGCCACGCAGUCCAGGCCGGGGCCCUUGCGCAAGUUGGUCCUGGUGGAACACAGCUUCGAUGGCCCAGGCUCAACCAGAUCGACGGCCUCGACAGCAUCCUUCGGAUCGCUCUCAUCGCCUUCCGAAGAUGAGGCCACGAUAAAAGAUCCCAGCGAUUUGCUGUGGCAGGAGAUUGAUUGGUUGAUGGAUUCGACUCAGCGACAUAGCCUCGAUGGUGGACCGAAAAUGGGAAGGGCUCCCUGGCUGCAGCGUGCCCUGCGCACCCUGGACUUGGAUCCGCCUGGCGCGAGGUGCGCAAUGCCGCCUGCGGCAGAGGGCGAGGAGGACGAAGAGCUCAGCCGCAAGCUGGUCACAGCCAUCAUCAACGCAGAACGCCAUGCAGAGUUGUCCGAGACCUUGCAAGAGGUCCUCGGAGAUGAAGGCGGUGUUGACGAUGAUGACGAUGAUAGAGGGCCGCGGCGACAGCGAAGCAUCGAUUUCCAAGAUUCCGACAUCCGCUUUUUCGUCAUCGACCCUCAGGGCGAGGCGAUGGGCGAAGAGUACUGCCGGGCCUUGCACACCAAGGCAAAGAGACCCUGA
Symbiodinium necroappetens is the source of this 726-nucleotide messenger RNA. The record is from the annotation of a GenBank genome assembly. NCBI's taxonomy places the organism in Eukaryota, Dinophyceae, Suessiales, Symbiodiniaceae.